CCUCCGGCGGCGCGGUGCCGCCAUGUCUCCCAGGGAGAAGUGGUGGAUCGUGUUUACCUCUCUGGUGGUCUUUUCUUUCGCAAUCCUUUAUUUAACACUUUAUUUUAUCCCGUAUAUUUUUUACGUUGUGUUUAUAUUCGGUGGUAUUUGUGUCGCCUGUUUUCAUUACAUCGGCGACUCGCCGUUUCAUGCCAGGUUAGGCCCUCAUCCUCGGACAAGUCUGGUAAUCCCACCGGUAUUCCGACGCUGGUUACCGCGGGGGACUGCCAACGGAGUACCGACACCCGGACGAGUACACCGGGAUCGUCUCAACAAAGCCAUUCAAAGGGAUUCAUUUUUGUCAGGGGGUGAGGGACGCUUGCGGAGCCCUGGCGAUUUUUAUAGAGACGCAGACACAUUUAGUGACUCGGUGGUGUUCAGUCCCCGAGACAUAUUCAUGGGGAGUUACCUUGGAAAACAGGAUAGUCCUUUACCCGCCGGGAGAGCCAGUGGUGGUGGUUCCAGAGAGCUCCGUGAAAGACUGUCUCGACCCAACCACGCAGUGCCCACCCCGAGCAGAAGACUGUCAUUCAGCAGGGAGCCCAUCGCCACGACGGGCAGAUUCACCAUCACCCCUCAACGACACUACCCCCUCCAGCAAGUAGGCUCCCCGUUGCUGGGUGUGCUGCCCCCCACUCGGUGGGAUGGCUACAGAAAGAAGGCCGUCCUGACGCCACGAAACUCGCCGGCAGCCCACAGCCCCAUCACCGUGAAGAUCGCACGCCCGGACCGCGCUCGUUCCCCCCUUUAUGACCCACUGAAUUCGCCGAUGUCUCAUCCUUUGGGGAUGAGUGCGGCUGCUGACCCCUGCGCCCGAGAGACUGUCCUCAAUAUUUUGAAGGAAAGCCGCAAAAGAGGGGUAGAAGAAGAUGAGGAGCGAGUCUGUCCUUCUGAGCAGAAAAACAAGAGGAGACGUAGUGACAGUGGUGGGAGCAGUCAUUCUGCCUUUGAGCCUCUCCUUGCCAAUGGAGCCCCCUCCCAGCUGGUGCCCAAGCCCGGGAGCUUGAAGCGGGGUUUGAACGCGUCCGUGAUGGAGGAGUCCCUCAUAAAGCGCAACCGCACCUCCUCCAUGAGUUCACAGACUAGCAGUUUGGACCCUUGCGGAGUCCUCGGUUCGGCCCGAAACCCCAUCCGCAGCUCCUACAGCUCCUCGCAAGGAUAUCCUCAGCGCAAGGCAGCCUCCAGCCUCAACUUCUCCCCACUUUCCAGCCCCGGGUCGUCACGCUCGCAGACCCCAGAGCGGGUCUUCAAAAAACCACGAGAAGAUGAGGCGCUCUCUCCCAGCUUUGCAUCUUCACCGAAUUCUGAUGGGAUAGUGAUGGACCAGACUGCAGCCCCAGGCAAGCUGACGCAGAUGCCCGAGCCCCCUGCCCCAAUAACCUCGCGGGAUUCCGGUGGGAGCGAUGGCAAGCGCAAGCGGAAGGUCCAGCUGGUAUCCAGCCGCAGGGGUGACCACAUCUCCCUGCCCCCUCCUCCGGAGCUGGGCUACACAGUGACAGUGAAGGACCUGGACUUGGAGAAGGCCGCGGCCCUCAAGCAGAUCAAGAAGGUCCUGGAAGAGCCAGAGCCAGUGAAACCUGUGGCACCCUCCAGCGUGCUCUCCUUUCUCACACCCACGUCCAACACGUCGCCACCCGCCCCCAUCAGCCUGCUGUUGAGCUCUGCCCCCGCUCCAGUCUGCACGGCCACCCCAGCGCCUACCCUGACCCUUGCCCCUGCCUCUGAGGCCACCUCGGCCAACGCUCUCAACACCACACCGGCCCCGGCGGUUCCAGGCAUCGCCCCUGCCGCCAGCUCGGCCAACCCGCUGCUGGAGUCGCUGAAGAUGAUGAAGAGCAGCCCGGCGCCCAGCCCUGCUGUCAGCAGCCCAACAGGCCCUGCCGUGACCUCGGCAGUAACGAGCUUGUUGGCUCCAGCCACCGGCGUCAAGGCGGAGCCCAGCCUGAGCGCGGCCCAGCCAGUUCCCACGGCCCUGCCGCCCAGCUCCCUGGCCAUGUCCGCUUUCGCUCAGGUGCUGGCUCAGCCCCUCAAGCCGCCUGAUACCACCGCAGCCACGGCAAGCAUGACGUUCAGCCUGGGCACGCCCUCUGCUGCCACCAUAUCCGCCACCGUGGCACCGGGGUUAGCUAUCGGUACCAGCAUCAGCAGCAGCGGAGGCAACAACCCACUGCCGUCUGCCUUCAAGCCCAUUUUUGGUGCUGCCACCAGCGCCCCCACCGUCGCCGUCACCUCCACCACCGGGGCGGCGCCAGCAUCCUCAUCAGCAGGUGCCCCGGUCGUCUCCUCCUUCAAGCCCAUCUUUGGGGACCCCUCCGCCAGCUUCCCCGCUUUCGGCCAGCCGCCGUCCUCCAUUGCCCCGGCGUCCACGGCGCCGUCGUCCAGCAGCUCCACCAUUAUCAGCAGCCUCUCCGGCACGGUCACUUCGGCUGCCCCUGUGACAGUCAAGCCUCUUUUUGGCGGCUGGAACGCCACGCCCGCUUCUGGCACAUCCUCCUCCACCACCACCGCCCCAGCCACCGGAAUCUCCUUCCAGUUCGGCGGCACUCCUGCCAGCACCGCAUCGCUGUCCCUGAGCACGACCACAUCCACCUUUCAGUUCGACCCGGCGACGACAUCCACCUCCGCCCCACAGGCUGCUCCCCAGCCCGCCCUUCAGGGGGGCUUCACGUUCAGCCAGUCAGGCAACCAGACGGCCACCACCGGGUCCUUUGGUGGCUUUGGCGUGACCAGCGUGGCGACCGCGACGACCACAACCACCGCAUCGGCAUCAGGAGGCCAGUCGCUAUUCACCUUCGGAAAGCCCUCGUUCGACGGGCCCGUCCAGACUGGCUCCGCCCCUCCAGCUGUAAGCAAGCCUUUCCCCUUUGGAGGCAGUGGGCCCACACCGUUCAGUUUCGGCACGGCGGCGUCUACUUCCACGGCCACGUUUGGCACCCCGAGUCAGCCGGCGUUCGGUGGGGGGACGUCGACUUUCCAAUUCGGCGGCACCUCUGCUCCAUCCGGCGCUUCAGCUUUCGGCACGGUCACCCAGCCGCCUGUGCCCACCUUCACCUUCGGAGGAGCGUCGUCCGCCCAGCCUGGCGCUUCCGCUGCCGCCCAACCGAACACCGGAGGCUUCGGUUUCGGUGCGGCUGCCCCGGACACGCAGUUUGGAGCCCCAGCCCCAGCUAACCCCACCACUCAGACUGCAGGCUUCGCCUUUGGCGCCAGCAGUGCCAAGGACAGCAAGCCAGCCUUUGGGAACUCCUUUGGAUCUCCGAGCGUAAAUUUUAGCGGAACGUCAACCCCUGCAUUCGGGCAGAACGCCACCAUGCCCUUCACCAGCCCCGGCACACAGACCCCCGGCUUUGGUGCGCUGGCCUCCUCGCCGUUCGGGGCUUCGACUGUGGCUUUCUCCAUCGGCUCGUGCUCGAAGCCCGCCGGAGCCCGCCAGCGUCUUCAGGCUCGAAGGCAGCACCCAAGGAAGAAGUAGUCGGGGGGACCUUUGCUCUGACCUUUGACCCCCGACGGUUACCCACCUGACCCCCCUCUCCACCGCAUCCCAAGGCCGGGCCUGGCCACGAUUCAGAAGACGACCUUCCAGUCUCAACACUGUUACCAGUGACCGAGCGGGCCCCCCUCAUCCAACCCCCUUAGCCACCGUGAGGAGCCGGGGUCCCGCAGGCGAUGGAAUACGGCACAUAUUACUUGAACAAUUCUAGUCUUGGAUGGAGCCGGUUCCCUUUCCCUCUGGCCCCCUCACUCCCUGUCCAUCUGUCAUUCUCCAUCAUGACGACUAGGCUGAAGUCGGGUCUCUUGAUUUGACUGCUUCGUGGCAGGAUGUGAGGGGGGAGAGGGCAACCUCCGGCUUUCGUGUGCAGGGAGCCAGCGCGUCUCCAGGGGCGUGGCAAUAUAGCAGGUGCCGCGGUUUGUUUUUCUUUUAUUGUUUUUCCGUUUGCCGAAUAGGAUUUAUCGCUAUGCAGCCCACCUAAACGGCUCGACGUCUACAGAGGGGUCAGCACUGACAUUUCUGACAGCAGAAUCUGUCGCGCGCCGUAGGCGAGACGUAUUUAUAGCACGGUAUGGCGAUCGCUUCUCAAGUUUGUUGUUUUCCCAAAGAGCAAUUUCAUGAUUUUGUUUCUUGGCAUCAGUUAAAUAGUUAGCAUAUUUUAGAAUAAAUCUCAUUACGCUUCACAAGGUUAACGAGAUUUUUUUUUUUUUGUUUGUUUGUUUUGCUGCAGCUUAAUGACGUUUCAUAGAGGCUGUAUUUUAAAAAUGGCAAAUGGGGGAUUAUUUUCCAAGCACUCAAACCGUCCUUGCUGUUUUUUUUUCUCUUUCGAAAGCCCUGUUACAGUAGAGACCUGUGACACAGACAUUCUCUGUCUCUCUCGCUUGUUCUUUCUUUCUCCCUCUCUCUCUUCUGGCCUAUGCCUGGCUCUCUGAAAAACCAAAGCCCUCCCAGUUCUUUGCAAUGCCAUUACAAGCAAUGCCUGUUGUUCACUGUUCAGAUUUGCCACUGUCAACACGAGCUGCUUUAUUCUAGACUACCUCUCUGUCUUUCACACACACUGUCUGGCUCCCCUCUCCUCCCCCCAGUCUUUGGCCCUGGCUCAUCUUAUUUAAUAUGAAAUAAAUGAGGGGGAAUUGGCCAUCUCUUAGCUGGUGCUGUAAACUCCCAGCAUGCAUCACACCUGACUGGGUGUCGCCACUCUCGCUGCUUUCAUGGCGUAUGACCCAGACCACUUCAGUAAAUAGAGGUGACUAUUUCUUGAAUCUUAUUCUCAUUUUCCCUCUGUCUCUUUCUCUAGUGCUCACUCUCUCUCCCUCUCUCUCUCUCUCUCUCUCUCUCUCUCUCUCGUGUUUCUUUUUCUUUGUGUAGCUGCUAGUUUUCCCCUUUGCUUAAGAUCCACUUUGAAAAGUGUUUCUUGUAUUUUUUCAUAUUACUCAGCCUCAGGGAGUCCAGUUUGAAGGAAACUGGUAGUGAAUGGCGGCACAUUGGUAGUGCCGGACAUGGACUUACCUGCAGAGUGGGGUGGGGGGGAUGGCACAUUUUGGGGGGGGGGUGCAAGUUAAUGAAUGAGUCAGGCUUUGUAUAUCUAUAUAUUUGGUAACUGGUUCUUUUUCGUUUUUUUAACUGUUCAUUAUGAAUCAAACAUGAAUGGAUUGUUUGAACUGGAUUCAGCAGCUGCCUAGUUUUCAGUUUGACUAUCUACAAAAGCAUGGAAUCCCUCAAAAACUGUUGUUGGAUUAUUUGAACUUUUAUUGAUCCCAGAGGGAAAUUCUUGAAAUCGAAGCUGGAUACUUAGUCAUGCGUCGUGGAUGAUUUGUUAUUUUGUAUAAGUGGGAAGGUUAUUAGUUUAACAGCAAUGGUGUUUUUGUUUUGGUUUUUUGAGUAUAUAUGAGAGCCUUUCUAAAUUUAGUCCGUAACUCAGCAGCUGCUGACUUGCAAGAGCAGUAUGAAUGUGGGGAUGAUUGGCAAAAUACAGGCAACAGAUGUUCAAAUCAGAAACAAAUUAUUUUUGUACUAAAGCAGGUUGCCUUUAGAGUUCCUUCAAGCUUGGCUCACUGAGGCAGUAUGUUUACAAAAAUCAUUUUUGUAAUUAGGAUUUUUUUUUUGACUUUUAGUUGGAAGAAUAGAAGUGUGUCGGUUUUUGUCGGUGUUGUGCUUUGUAAUGUGAACCAGUGUUUCCCAACACGGUGCUCGGGGACCUCCAGACGGUGUACUUUUUUUUUUUUUUUGCUCCCUAUCAGACAGUCCACAUUUUUGCUCCCUCCCAAACAUGGACAGUCUGGCGGUCCCCGAGGACCGGUUUGAGAAACACUACUGUGAACGAGCAGUUGGUCUGCUGCGGUCUGCCUGGGUACUGUUGACAUUGCUGUAGAUUUUCUCCCUGUGGUCUUUUCCCUUGGCAUACUUCACCCUAUCUGCCCUGGGGAGGGGGUGGGCAUUUACUCCCUGCCAUCACACGCUCGGCACUUCUCUGGGCUCGGAGUCCCUGGUAGCUGCUACACUCACAAAUCGCAUCGUGAGAGAUGUGCCCAGUAGGAGACGUUGACCAUGUUUUGGUGUACACCCUCUUCAGUCUUACUUGGACAUCCUACUAGUAGACGUAUCGUCUUAGUUUCAAAACUGAAACCCAUUUUUUGGAUUCCCUUGGCAACAACAAACUGAAUCAUUUACCUGUCUGCUGUGAGGGAAGGGAAAACAAAUGAAUAAUAUGGUAAUUGAAUUGGUGACUAUCUUUAAAAAUGAACUUUUUUUCAUGUUUCAUGUUACAAAAUGUUUGCCCUCAGUAAAUAGAUCACAGAAAAUUCAUAAUGGGUGUGACUAUCCAUUGCCAAUACCACAGUGACAUUUCCUGUUUUAAAAUUCUCUUUUUAAAAAGCUAGACUAAAAAAAAAAAGCCUGCUGCACCUACUUUGAUUUGCUCCAUGAGCUGGUUCAUCGGGCAAAACUAAUACUUCAUAUUUCAGUGAACUCUUAUGCCCAGUAAAUGUUGGAUCUCAGACAUAGCUGCCUGUACUCUUAAAGUUUUGAAUAGUAGCAGAACUUCAUAAGGACCUCUCCACGGCUUUGUCUCCUACCCGACCUACUUUUGUGUGGCUGUUUGUAAAUACGCAGAGGUGUGCUUAGUGUUGAUUGACCAAGGGACUAGAUCUUAAUCACUUUUGUAAUCCACAAGUAUCCGCUGGUAACUUAGGGCAGUGUUUCUCAAUCCAGUCUUCUGGGACCCCACCAAACAUAGGAGCUGGGAGGGAGCAAAAAUGUGGACCGUCUGGGAGGGGUGAUCCUCAAGGACCGGGUUGGGAAGCACUGACUUAGGGUACACUUGACUGUUCUGCUAGAGUGCAUAAUUGCUGGAUUCCUUGGGAGUAGAUAAUUUUGGGAGAGUGGAGAUAUGACUGACCUGGAGAAUAUAUGUAUUUGUGGAUGUUGCUGUGUAUGUAUUUGUAUGUAAGCUACUGUGGUUGUAUUUUUCCCCCAUUAUGAUCAUUCCCACUAGACUGGGAGAAGAAUGAAUGUGCAGACCUGUGCAGUGUAAUAUUUCCCUACGCUUAUGUUAUCAAAAUGUGGUUUUGAAUAAAAAUGUGAUGACAAA
Messenger RNA from Brienomyrus brachyistius, 7118 nucleotides. RefSeq names its product POM121 transmembrane nucleoporin (gene pom121). Gene Ontology annotation, biological process: RNA export from nucleus; protein import into nucleus. Gene Ontology annotation, cellular component: nuclear pore. Bases 23 to 3511 code for a protein of 1162 amino acids. Lineage: Eukaryota; Metazoa; Chordata; Actinopteri; Osteoglossiformes; Mormyridae. The record is from RefSeq and is a predicted model, not a curated record. The transcript has 14 exons. Gene Ontology annotation, molecular function: structural constituent of nuclear pore.